GGGAACCGCCCUGGGCGAGCCCGGGAUCUAGGGCGCCUCCCAACUGUGCAGAGAGGAGCCAUGGCUGAGCCCCCCAUAGAAGAUGAGGGCGAGGAAGCGGCACAGGGCCAAACGAAGCAGGAAGCGGCUCAUCAGGCUACUGUGGCUGCCAAGAACUUGGCUAUCUUGAAGGCCCGCUCCUUUGAUGUCACCUUUGAGGUGGGCGACGAAUACGAGGUCAUCGAGACGAUUGGCACGGGAGCCUAUGGUGUUGUGAGCUCAGCACGUCGCAAGGAUACAGGCCAGCAGGUGGCGAUCAAGAAAAUCCCCAAUGCCUUUGAUGUGGUGAUGAAUGCUAAGCGCACUUUGCGUGAGCUAAAGAUCCUCAAACAUUUCAAGCAUGACAAUAUCAUUGCCAUUAAGGACAUCUUGAAACCCACCGUGCCUUAUGCUGAGUUCAGAUCUGUGUAUGUUGUGCUGGACUUGAUGGAGAGCGACCUGCACCAGAUCAUCCACUCUUCUCAGCCUCUCACCCUGGAGCAUGUGCGCUACUUCCUCUACCAGCUUCUCCGAGGCCUCAAGUACAUCCACUCGGCCAACGUCAUUCACCGGGACCUCAAGCCAAGCAACCUGCUGAUCAAUGAGAACUGCGAGCUCAAGAUUGGGGACUUCGGAAUGGCCCGGGGCCUUUGCACCAAGCCCGACGAGUACAAGUACUUCAUGACGGAGUAUGUGGCCACUCGCUGGUACCGUGCUCCUGAACUGAUGCUCUCCUUGCAUGAAUACACACAGGCCAUCGACAUGUGGUCAGUGGGUUGCAUUUUUGCUGAGAUGCUCGGGCGGAAGCAGCUCUUCCCUGGGAAGAAUUACAUUCAUCAGCUGCAGCUUAUUAUCACGGUCUUAGGGACCCCUCCGGCCAAGGUGGUCCAUUCCAUUGGGGCUGACAGGGUGCGCGCAUAUGUCCAGAGCCUGCCGUCACGUCAGCCGGUGCCCUGGGAGAGCCUCUACCAGAAUGCCGACCGGAAGGCCUUGUCCUUGCUGUCGAAGAUGUUGCGCUUUGACCCCCGUGAGCGCAUCUCGGUGGUGGAGGCGUUGAACUACCCCUUCCUGGCCAAGUAUCAUGACCCCGAUGAUGAGCCGGACUGCGUACCGGCCUUCGACUUUGAUUUUGACAAGCAAGUGCUCACCAAGGAGCAGAUCAAGGAAGCCAUUGUGGCCGAAAUCAACGAUUUCCACGACCGCCGGGAAGGUAUUCGGCGCCAGAUCAGCUUCAAGCCAGCGCUGCGGCCAGCUGUCGUCGGUGGCUGCGUGACGGCCUCCUAUGAGGGCCUACUUCACUGCUGCCAUGAUGUUGACAUGCCCAGUGCUGGGUCACCUCGGGCCAGAGAUGGUGAUUAUGCUAUGGCAUCUCCCGCCCCCUACCCACUACCAGAGACCAUUGACCUGACCUCUCCUCUUGUGACCACUACCGUAUCCCAGCCUGAGGUGAAGGCUGAAGUGGAGCCUCCCACUGCCCCGCCCAAACGUGAGGGAGCCAUCUCGGAUGAUACUAAGGCGGCCCUUAAGGCUGUCAUCUUAAAAUCGGCCCUUCGAAAUAAGAACAAAGAUACCCCAUCCUCUGUCCCAGAAACCCCUGAUAUCCGUAGGCCAGUGACGGCAAAGGAGCGUCAGCGUGAGCGAGAAGAGAAACGCAAGCGCCGUCAGGAGCGGGCCAAGGAGCGCGAGAAGCAGAAGAAGGAAAAAGAGAAGGAGCGCAAGGACAUGCUGACGGAGAAUGACCGGAACCUUCUGGAGAGAUGGACCAAGAUGGUUGACCGGACCCAGAACAAGCCGACCCAGAAUGGAACUGCAGUCCUACCCCAGGCAACUGCUGCCGGUCAUACCCUCUCUCAGGCCCCCUCUGCCAAUUCCUUGCCACCUCAGGUGCCCCCUGCCAGCCAUAUCCCGCCCACCUCUUCUAGCAACGCUUCUGCACCGGCCGAUUUCCUCGCCUUCUCGGACAAUGUGGUGCCUGCCUUGAGACCCAAGCUCACUCUGGUUCCUGUGGGGACAGAACUAGCCCCAGUUCCAGGGUCCAAUUCCAACAUGGUCCACUUUUUCCCGGCACAGACUGCCCCAUUCCUGGUCACCGCCCCGACCUGCCAAAAAGCUGCUCCACCCAAACCAGAGUGCCUACUAAGUGUCAAGUAUGGGUCAGGCCAGAUAUUUCAAGCCCCAUAUGGGGUGGCAACCCUGAAUGCCUGGAGUGGCGUCCCCCAGCCUGAGAACUGGGCUGUGGCUGGACAGCUGCCAGUGAAUCGGCCAGAGAUGGUGCCCCCUAGUGACACGUUGCCGGAACAGACUGUGAGUUACGGAGCUAGAGCUGGUGCGGAGGAGUCCAUGUUUCUGACAGAGGUGGGGAAGGCUGAGGUGCCGUCACAAGGUUUGGUUGGAGAGGAAACCCGAGGGCCCAGCCAGCACCCAAUGGCUUUGGGGCUUUCCCCAGAAACCACUGUGCCUUCCGAGCCUCCAGAUAUCAAUAUGGUGACUCAGCAGCUGUCGAAAUCCCAGGUGGAAGACCUCUUGCCUCCUGUCUUCUCUGGCACCCCUAAAGGCAGCGGAGCCGGCUAUGGAGUUGGGUUUGACCUGGAAGAGUUUUUGAAUCAGUCGUUCGACAUGGUCGGGGAAAACAGGGAGAGUCAAGGCGACUCUGCCCCGCUCUCGGCCUCUCUCCUUGCUGAUUGGCUGGAAGUUCACCGCAUGAACCCGGCCGACAUGGAGUCCCUCCAACAGGAACUGCAGCUGGGCUCUCCCAUGAUCCUCUCUGACAUUCCAGACCUGCAGGACGCAUGAAAAGCUGUGAUCUCAUUGUCCGCCCUUUUCCCGCUCUAAUUUUAUUGGCUGCAAAAAAGGCCCCACCCACCUGUGUUCUUAUCAGAGGUCUGUCAGUGGGCCUUUGCUGUUUACUCUGGCUGGGAUCCUCACCACAGUGCCUGUUUUCUUACUGUUAAAAGGAGAACCCAGGUCGGGCCCGGUUGGUGGCCUUGCUAAAAGACGGUGAUCCUGGGCUGGUGUGUUGUGGAAUCCAAGCUGUUCACUAGUGACCUCCGUCAUGACACUAAUGCUGCCUUCCCUCUUGCCCUGGGGACUGGUGUCCCGUCCACUCCUUCCUGACCCUUCACUGUGUUUCCUUGGCACGUGGCCUGAAGCAUGGAUAUUUACUUGGACGUGGAAAUAGCACCCGUUGCCUUGAUUCCGAACCUCCCUUUGCCUGAGCACGUUAGGGAAUGGAUCGCUUAAGAGCAUGGGGUGCCCCAUAGAACUGCCAUGGCAGGGAUUCCCCCAUGGAUAGUUGAUAUGUGAGAAGCAGUAUUUAAUAUUGGGGUCAGGGCAGCUGUCUGCAUAGCUUGGUUCUGUGGGUUCUGAGGGGCUGCACUUCUCCAGGCUUCAGGUAGAUCCCAUUCCUGCCCCCUGAAAUCCUUUAAAUCAUCAUAAUAGUAAAAGCCCCCUCCCUCCCCUGCAAUGUCAAAGCUUGAAUCUGGGACCUUCUGCAUGCCAAGUUAGGCUCUCUCCUUGCAAGCGGAGGCCACCCCCUCCAGUGGCUGCUACUGCAACUACUGUGGGUGUCCAAACAAGCAUCUUGGAGAACUUUGAGGUGUGGAUUCUGAUUUGGCUCCAAGUCUGAAGGACUUGCUUGGCUUCAUGGCUGUCAUGUGUGGGUUCCAACUAGGGUUCCCAACCUCCAGGUGGGGCCCGGAGACCUCCUGGAAUUGCAACUGGCCUCCAGAUGACAAUGAUCUGUCCCCCUGGAGAAAAUGGCUACUUUGGAGGGUGGACUGUAUAUGGCAUUGUUCCCUGCUGAGGCUCCUCCCCUCUCCAAAUCCUGUCCUCCUCAACCUCCACUCUCAAAUCUCCAGGAAUUUCUCAGCCCGUAGCCGGCAACCCUAGUAGCAGCCAGCAACAGUUGGGCGAGCCACUGGGGUAGACCUUGCCCACCCAAGAACCAGCAUCUGCUUCAAAUGAGAACUUGGCACCAAACACAGAAGUGCGGCUUUGCCUUCGUUUUGGUAUAACUUCUCAUGCUAAAGGAUCUAGAAUUGUGGGAGGUUUUUGCACUGCUGAAAAAUAUUAAGUGGCGAUUCUCUUCAUAAAGAUGAAGGUGCUUCAGACUUCCGGGAGUAUCUUUUGUGGGGUUUGUUUCUUUGCAAGAUUUGGAAGAUAUCCCCUUGUUAAUCUUGAGAUGAUACCACUAAGACAGGUGAAAACGAUCCAGGGUCUUUGGCCAUUGUGUGUGUGUGUAUGGGAAGCAUGGAUUUUGUGUCCUGUAGGUGUUUACUUCCCCCAGCCCCCAACUCACGAUGGCCUAAUAGUAAAAACCAGAGAAAACAUUCAGGGCCUGUUGACUUGAACAAAUGCCAAGUGAUUUGUUUGGGGGAAAGUGUUUAGAUCUUUCUGUUGCUUCAAAUAUAUAUUUUUUGCGACAAUGCUUUGAGCCCUGGUUUGUCAAUUGGUGCAUUCCCUGUAUUUUGCACAUAUCUAGGGGCCAGGGUGGUAAUGUUAGGGGAAGCCUGUGGUGCUAGGAUAGACCCCAAACCCACCUCUGAAGAGCCAGAGGUCAGAUUUGAAAACUGGAUUACUGCUUUUUUGGAUUUAUAUGUACAUUUUUCCCCCCAGCUUUGGGUGCUGCUGAUUUGUAGGGGUUGGACUGUGUGGUGGAUUUCCCCAAAGUGAUGCUGUGUUAUGAUGGUUUUGCCAUUAAAUUUUCUAUUAAAGUGGUGAUUUAUUAAAA
Eublepharis macularius is the source of this 4747-nucleotide messenger RNA. RefSeq names its product mitogen-activated protein kinase 7 (gene MAPK7). The transcript is spliced from 7 exons. Gene Ontology annotation, biological process: protein phosphorylation; intracellular signal transduction; cell surface receptor signaling pathway. Gene Ontology annotation, molecular function: ATP binding; MAP kinase activity. The record is from RefSeq and is a predicted model, not a curated record. The coding region runs from base 61 to 2811 and encodes 916 amino acids. NCBI's taxonomy places the organism in Eukaryota, Metazoa, Chordata, Lepidosauria, Squamata, Eublepharidae. Gene Ontology annotation, cellular component: nucleus; cytoplasm.